GAGCCGCCUCACUGGGUGCCCGCCUGGCGCCUGCGCGCUCCGCCGGCCCCGCCUCGUUCCAUCCCUCCUCAUGCGCUGCCCCAACGGCGGCGGGAGGAGCGCGGGCAGCGCCGAGCUGUCGGGAGUAGGGCAGACUGUGGACCUCAUUUCUGUUGAAUAACCUGUAUCCUGCUGGUCAAGAAACCAGAUUGUUCUUGUUUGUUUGUUUUCCUUCCUUAUUGGAAGAGCACGGUAGUGGCUCCAAGCUCACUUCGAUGUCAGUUUGCUGCUAAUGGGUGUAAGUAAAUUAGAUGUCUUGUACAGAAAGCUUCUCCUCACUAAACUCUUCAUCAGAGGAUGGGGAAAGCCAGAGGAUCUGAAGAGAAUAUUUGAAUUCAGAAAGAUUAUUGGAAACAGGGAAAAAUGCCAGACACUGGUUUCAAAGGAUUACCCAGUUUUUAUUGACAAGGUUGAGGAACAAUCAGACUGUAAAAUCCUUGAGGGGCACUUCAUUUCCCCUUUAGCUCAUUAUGUUCCGGGUAUCCUGCCUGUUGAGUCUCUUGUAGCCAGGUUUCAGUUCAUAAUACCCAGAAGAUGGAACAGCAAGCACAGACCUGUGUGCAUUCAUUUAGCAGGCACUGGGGAUCACCACUUCUGGAGGAGACGCACAUUAAUGGCUCGUCCAAUGAUUAAGGAAGCCUGUAUGGCUUCCCUAUUGCUUGAAAAUCCCUAUUAUGGCUGCAGAAAACCUAAGGAUCAGAUGCGGUCAUGUUUAAAAAAUGUCUCGGACCUGUUUGUGAUGGGAGGAGCUCUUGUUCUAGAAUCGGCAGCUCUUUUGCACUGGCUAGAAAGAGAAGGCUAUGGACCGCUAGGGAUGACUGGAAUAUCCAUGGGAGGACAUAUGGCUUCCCUGGCAGUGACGAAUUGGCCUAAACCAUUGCCAUUGAUUCCGUGUCUUUCAUGGUCAACUGCUUCUGCAGUCUUUACUACGGGUGUGUUGAGUAAGGCAGUGAACUGGAGAGAGCUUGAGAAACAAUAUUAUACACAAACUGUUUACGAAGAAGAAAUCAUUCAAAUGCUUGAAUACUGUGGAACAGAUUCUUUCAAGAUGGGACAAGAUUUUGUUAAAAACUUUCCUGACAACGUGGAUAGUUUGGAGGACAUAGAUGUGACUUCCAGAAUGUUCAGCUUCGAUCCAUCAAACAAGACUGAGUCUAAAGAAGCCGUCCACAGCUUUACCACGAGUAGAAGUACUCUAAGUGCCUCAUCGGAAAGACUCUUAAUGCAAGAUGCUCCUAAAAUUCAGUGCACAGAUCAAACAUUUUCAACCAGUAGCAAUAAAAACUUAACCGUCCAACAGGGACAUAGGAUAAAUAAUAGAACAAAGAGUGACACUUUACAGAGGGAAUCGUUAAUGUUCAUGAAAGGAGUGAUGGAUGAAUGUACUCAUGUAGCUAACUUCUCAGUUCCAGUUGACCCCAGUUUAAUCAUAGUUGUGCAAGCUAAGGAGGAUGCAUAUAUUCCUCGAACUGGAGUGCGCAGUCUUCAAGAAAUCUGGCCCGGAUGUGAAAUCAGGUAUCUGAAUGGAGGUCAUGUCAGUGCCUACCUCUUCAAACAAGGACUCUUUAGGCAAGCGAUUUACGAUGCGUUUGACCGCUUUCUUCAGAAAUAUGCUGUUUAACAGUCUUCAUCAUGGAUUCAAACUGAUCUCAUUCGUAUUUCUGGUUAUUGGAACUCGUCAUUGGAAAAACAAGCCUCUUGCAGUGUUAAGUAGUAGAUGGUUGGUUACUUUGAAUGUUGUAGGUAAUGAAUAUAAAAAACGGUCACGUCCCAAUAUUACUUUCCUUUCAACCAAGCGCCAUUUUGAUAUGCUUCAGCUUUACCUGUGAAGAGCUACAGUAGCCUUUGUUAGUGCACAAAUGGUUCAUGUACUCCAUACUUUAUUGCAUUAUGUAUCAAUUCUGAGUAAAUUCUUAACUGUGUACUGUUGAAAACAACAUAUUGAUAGAAUAUAAAAUUUGCCAUAGGGCUAAGAUAUUGUCUUAUGUUUAGUGUAUUUACAGUUUGUUCCAGCUACCAUGUUUUCCUCUUGCUUCCUUGUCACUUGCUAUUCCUUCUGCAUUUUAAUAUGCCUUGGCCAGCGUUCUGCCUCUUGUGUUUGUCACUGAUUUUUCUCUUAUUAUGAAUUGAAAAUGAACUACAGUGAAUGAGGCAGAAUUAAAUCUUGGCAAAAAGCUUUUAAAAACUGAACAAAAGGUGAGAGAGACAUUUUAAUUCACUGCAUCCAUUAGAUUUUUCUGCUGUUAAAUGGUGCCAUUCCAGAAGACUCAUGUUUUUACAGAGCUGGAAUAACUCUACAUGGAGUGUCCAGUAAUUGAUUUUUUAACAUGCAUUCAAUUGGAGAAUGAAGUUUUUCUAGUAGAUUUUUAAAAAAAAUUGCUAAAGGGAAUAACAGUGUGAUAACUUUUCUUGAUAAACAGUGGCAGAAAGAAUCUGAUUCUAAGCAGUUAAAUCAACAGAUUAUAUGGUGCUAUAAACAUCUCCUUAAAAGCAGGGGUCUUUUUAAAAUGCACUCAGUGCUGACACGCAAAAACACAUUAUAAUAUUGAAGAGUGUUAAGAGCAUAUGUGAGAUUAAGGGUUAUCAAAACAGUCACGUUAGCUUCUUGUAUUGAAGAAGUUUUUAAACUGAUGUAGGGUUAGGAACACAUUUAAGUAAAUCCCAUCUGUUGCUGCUUCUCUUGGGAUCAAAAAUGCCAACAAAUUAAAGUAAAAUUACAGGUCAUCACAAAUCAGCUCUAUGUGGUAGCUGUCUGUAUCUUCGUAUAGUGGUAAUGCAUUGUUCUUUUAAAGCCAUUUUCCGGGGAAGUUGAAAGCAAAAACACUUCAAUAUUAAUUUUAGUACAGUUAUGGCUGAAGUCACACAGAAACGAACAGAAAAAUCCAGGGAUUUCUUGAGAUACAUCAUGUAUGUACCUUUCAAAUCAUACACUUUAUUGAUUUCCAUGGUUACCGUGAUGGUUUUUAAUAGUGCAUGAAGUAAUCAAAGCUCUAUUUGUUCCAGCGUAUUAUCUUGAAUUUCAGUCUGGCAGACAGAGCUGAUAACUGGUAGUAUUACUGGUCAGAUAAGCUGAGAUAAAACUAAUGCAACAGUUUGUGAAAACCAAAGGCAAUUAACAUGGAAGUGCACUGAAAACUGAAAACAAGUGAUAUUCUGUUGGAAGUUAAAUUGUUUGUUGCAAGUGUUUUAUCAUCAUUUCUAUUAAUAUUUUAUGUGUGUUGGGGGCGAGUGUGAAGUGACCAGCAUGUUUCAAAACCUUAAAAUACUGAACUUUGGAAGACUGGGAAUGAUAUAUGUAAGCUCUGAAUUUUAAAAUUAAAUACUUGAAUAAUAAACUGAGAGUUUUAUGGGUUUUACAUUGAUACUAACUCACCUGUCAACUAAGGGUGUUUUAUAAGAAGGCUGACAGCUGUUCACCAAAUCUUUUACAUCUCCGUGGAUGGCCACAUUUAAAUGAAUUUAUGUGCUUUGUCCUGCUUCUAUUGCAGCUGUGAAAGAAAGAGAGGUAACUGGUGGCAAGGGACAGGGCAUGGAUAAACGGAAGAGAAAAAAGAUUAUUUUAUAAGCAUAAAAAAUAAGCAUAAAAAAGUCAAGCUCUCUACACUACAAAUGAAACAUGCCAGCAUAAAUAUUUCUGAAGUGCCCGUUACUAGGAAUUACACCACUGAUGGGAACUUGGCAUCCUGAGGUUAGUGUUCUGAUGAUGUUAUUAAUGAGCUGAACUUUCCAAAAGGGCAUACUAUGCAAUCAAGUAGAGAUGUAUGAAUGUAAAUCCUGUUUCUGAGAAAGACUUUUGAAAGUAGUCAAGGGCUGGUCUCCAACAAUUGAGAAUCACACUUUGCUAUGUAACUAAUGCAGUGUUGCCAAAUAAGAGAGUACAGUAAGAAACAUUUAAAGAAUUUCUCAGGUUAAUAAAAAAAAGGGGGGGGGAAGGAGAGAAAUUAUGCCUGUGGUUCACGUCUGCCAGUUAGCAGACACAGGAGGCCAUUAGCUGCUCUGUGAAGGAGGGAAUAUUGCUGUAUCAAUGUUUUAAUCUUAGGAAAAUUGGCUUUUAAAAGUAAACUCUGUAAGUCCUGAGGAAGUCUUAUUAGCAAACCAUUUCUGAUGUUAAGUGAGAAUGUGAUUUUUAAUCCAGAAACUGCUUGAGAAAAAUACUGGAAUAAGGUUCCUGCAAUAAAUCCCAGUGGCAGGUCAGCCAUUCUGCACAUCUUAAGCUCCCUGUAAAAUUGACCUCGAUCAUUUUUCAGUGUUUAGUUUUUCAAUAAAAAUCCUCCAGAACA
Molecule: messenger RNA, 4319 nt
Organism: Coturnix japonica (Japanese quail)
Lineage: Eukaryota; Metazoa; Chordata; Aves; Galliformes; Phasianidae
Source: RefSeq, a predicted model, not a curated record